UGUUCCCGACCCACGAAAGCCAUGCCACAAGAGUACUCGAGCCCACCAUUUACAAACAAAACAACUCUAUAAAACAGAGAGAGAUGGCACUGAAAAUCAAACAAGAAAACAAAGUCACAGAAAGAAAGAUAUCAUUACAGAGUGAGAAGGAUGAAGGGAAGGAAGAGUAAUCACACAUUGUUGAGAGGAGGGAGGAGAGAGGGCAGCUACAGCCAUGGUUUCUCUUUGGCUCAGAUCCAAUCACUGGCUGCCAUCUGUGAGGCUCUUAUCCCUCCGCUGCAGCCACGGGACUUCAACCCACCUCCUGACCACUCCCUCCAUUCCUUCUACAAAGCUUCUGGGUCUCAGCCUCCAAUCCCUGAUGAGGUGGCAGAGAUAAUUGUGAAGAGGUGUAUACCAGAUGCUGUGUUCCUAGUGAGCUUCGUUCUGAAGAUGCUGUCAUUCAGAUUGGGAACUCUAUUGCUUUGUGGGUAUCUGUGCUUUGAUAGGAAAUGGCCAUUUAUUCUUAACUUCUCCGAAAUUUCUUUGCAAAAGAGAGAAGAAAUUCUCAAGAAAUGGUCAAGAGCAAGGCGUCUGGUACCCUUAAGGCUCGUGUUUGUGGCUAUUAAAAUGUUCUGCUUCUUUAACUACUUCUCAAGGAUUGAUGAAAAUACUGAGAGUUCAAUAUGGGAAGCAAUCGGGUACCAUGUUGACACCAGGGAAAAAUUGACGAAACCACAUGAAGAGAGGCCACUCCAGAAGGGAGUGAUAGAAACUAUGUAUGAAAGUGACUCUACAAUUGUCCAAUCUCUCACCCAGAAAGGCCUUGAAGUCACUGAAGAUUCAGAGCAAAGCGUAUACAAGAUCAAAUGUGACGUUGUUGUUGUUGGUUCUGGUAGUGGUGGUGGGGUUGCAGCUGCAGUGCUUGCAAGCUCUGGCCAAAAAGUAAUCAUCCUUGAGAAGGGAAACUAUUUUGUGCCCGCAGACUAUUCUUCUUUGGAAGGGCCUUCCCUGAAUGAGCUAUAUGAAUCAGGUGGACUUUUGUCAACUAUCGACGGGAAAGCUAUGAUCAUGGCCGGCUCAACCGUGGGUGGAGGUUCUGCUAUAAACUGGUCUGUAUCUAUCAAAACACCGGAUUCAGUUCUUCGAGAGUGGUCUGUUAAUCAUAGGAUCCCACUUUACGCGAGCUCUGGCUAUCAAUCUGCCAUGGAUGUUGUUUGCAAGAGGAUUGGUGUCACAGAUAAGUGUAUGGAAGAAAGCUUUCAGAAUCAAGCACUCCGUAAAGGGUGUGAGAAUCUUGGUUUGAAAGUUGAGACAGUUACGAGAAAUUCCUCAGCAAAUCAUUACUGUGGUUCUUGCGGUUAUGGUUGCAGAACAGGAGAUAAGAAAGGCACUGAUUCAACUUGGCUAGUCGAUGCUGUGAACUGUGGUGCAGUGAUCCUGACAGGAAGUAAAGCUGAGAAACUCAUACUGGAAAAUGAAAAGAAUGGAAGGAUGAGAAAGAGAUGUCUGGGAGUGAUUGCAACAACUUUGAGUGAGACUGUCACAAAGAAGCUGCAAAUUGAGGCUAGAGUAACAGUUUGUGCAUGUGGGUCUCUCUUGACUCCCCCUCUAAUGAUCUCUAGUGGCAUGGAAAAUCCAAACAUUGGCAGAAACCUCCACCUCCACCCUGUUCAGCUGGUUUGGGGAUAUUUCCCAGAAAAUAUAUCUAAUCUUAAAGGCAAAAUGUAUGAGGGAGGAAUCAUUACUUCGCUCCAUAAGGUGGUUUCAGAAGAUUCUAAUGCCCGGGCUAUUAUAGAAGCUACUUCACUAGGACCUGCCUCGUUUAGCGGAUUACAUCCAUGGGUUUCGGGGCUCGACAUGAAGGAAAGGAUGGUGAAGUAUGCCAGAACUGCUAACAUUUUUGCAUUGGUAAGAGAUCAAGGUUCAGGAGAGGUGAAGGCAGAGGGUAAGAUUAAGUAUCGAUUAAGUGGUACAGAUAAAGAAAAUCUUCAAGCUGGGAUGAGGCAGGCUUUGAGGAUUUUGGUUGCUGCUGGAGCAGUUGAAGUGGGUACUUAUAGGAGUGAUGGCCAAAGAAUUGAUUGUAAAGGGAUAAAGGAGAAGGAUUUGGAGGAAUUCUUGGACACAGUGACAGCAGUUGGAGGACCAGGUUCAAGGGGAGAACACUGGACCGUAUAUUGUUCUGCACAUCAAAUGGGAAGUUGUAGAAUGGGUGCCACAGAGGAGGAAGGUGCAGUUGAUGAGAAUGGUGAAAGUUGGGAAGCAAAAGGGUUAUUUGUAUGUGAUGGAAGCAUUCUACCUAGUGCAAUUGGGGUCAAUCCCAUGAUUACCAUUCAGUCCACUGCUUAUUGCAUUUCCAAGAGGAUCGCAGAGUCCUUGAAAAAACAAUUGUUCUGAUCAAGAAGGAUUUGGCUCAAGUGCAGCAUAUGUGCUGUAGGAUAACUGCUUGUCUCUCAUUCUUUAUUUUGAUUUUACUAUAGCAUGAUGAUCUUAAAUAAGAUUGUGUAAUGAUAAAACAAAAUAAUUGAUUGUGUAAUGAGAGAACCUCAAUAAAUUAUCUUCUUCCUUCCCUUUCA
Molecule: messenger RNA, 2555 nt
Organism: Corylus avellana
Lineage: Eukaryota; Viridiplantae; Streptophyta; Magnoliopsida; Fagales; Betulaceae
Product: long-chain-alcohol oxidase FAO2
Molecular function (GO): long-chain-alcohol oxidase activity; flavin adenine dinucleotide binding
Source: RefSeq, a predicted model, not a curated record